AUGCCAACACCUACCUCGCGCAAACAUCCUCCCCCCGCCGCAGGAGCAAAUACCCUCUUCCUCGGCACCACACGCGAUACCUUCGAAGGCCGCUCCGUCUCCCAGCUGAGCUAUACCACAUACCCACCCCUCGUGCUGAAGACGUUAACGGCGAUCGCGGAGGCCGCCGUCACCAAGCACCAACUCAAGGGUGUGAGUAUUGCGCACCGUCUGGGGGUUGUGCCUAUCGGAGAGGCUUCUAUUGCGAUUGCCGUGAGUGCGGGACAUCGUGCUGCGGCUUGGAGGGCGGGUGAGGAGAUUUUGGAGGCUUGUAAGGAGAGGGCGGAGAUUUGGAAGAGGGAGGAGUUUGUUGAUGGGGGCAUGGAGUGGAGGGCUAAUGCGGAUCGGGAUGCGGAGGGGAAUUUGAUUAGGAAAGAUGGCUCUUAA
Messenger RNA from Penicillium daleae, 426 nucleotides. Its product is annotated as molybdopterin synthase catalytic subunit. The transcript has a single exon. The record is from RefSeq and is a predicted model, not a curated record. The coding region runs from base 1 to 426 and encodes 141 amino acids. Lineage: Eukaryota; Fungi; Ascomycota; Eurotiomycetes; Eurotiales; Aspergillaceae. Gene Ontology annotation, biological process: Mo-molybdopterin cofactor biosynthetic process. Gene Ontology annotation, cellular component: cytosol.